GAGAAGCUGGAGCUCCUCAGUCAGCGAUGGACGGAUGUUGCACGUGGCGCUCAGCAGCCCGCCAUUUCUGAGUCUCUCCUGUUUCUUCAGAGUCCCUCUCAUUUUCCCAGCGGAUACUGUUAUGGUCUCCAGCUGAGGCCUUUCAGUGCACCUCUUGUAGUAUCUGGUGGGCCUUACAACAUCAGUGAGAAUCCUUCAUACAGGCCACAGUCAUGACCUGCGACCUCCCAGUGUGCCGCACCUCGUGCCAUCUCAGUGUGUCAGGCGGUCCUUCAUUCCCCCACAGCGGGAGAGCCGUGGAGCGAGACGAGUGAGGCACCCCAAAAUGAGGCCGGGGGUCCUGCUGGUACCCCGGUCGCUCAUCACCAUGUGGCCCCGGAGGGCAGGAGGCACCAUCCGACUGAUGUUAAGCAAAAGAGGGAAAUGGUUGGAAAUGGAAUCCCAGGGGGAGUGACAGCUAUUGUCAGACAUGUCAGGCGGAAGAGACUUCAAGCAGUACCAGCAGGCCUCUGUGGUUUGCCCUGCAGCGAACACACCGCAGUCUUUAUGCAACUGCAGAGAGUUCACUUUUCUUUGUACAUUGGAGUACCAUGAAUAUUCAUGUGCAGGGGAUAAGCUCUUCACAUGAAGGGUAGAGGCAUGUGAACUGCCGGCACUGAGAUUCAUGCAGGGCAAAUCUGGAGCAGACCACCUCCUUGUUACUGUCAGAUAGGUGGAUGUGUGUUUGUGCAUAAUCGUGUGAUCCGUAUGUUUACAUUCCAUGUAAGUUUUUUGAGUUUGUGUGUACGUGUGUGAAUGUGUGAAGAAACAGAAAGAGACACAAGAACAGAGAAGAACAGUGUCACUCUAUUGUUAUGGUAGUUUUCCAUAUCCUAUCUGUCUCACUUCCUAAGCAAGUGCUGCAUCUCACGUGAUGGCAAUCUGUAAUCUAGACCCUGAUGACAGCAGGGGACUAAAACUCUCACAAAGAAAACAAAGUUAGCCCAAGUCCUGAACUGGCUUAUAAUAGUUCAAGUCCCUUCACCCUGCUCCACUCUUUUGCUGCAGCCUGAUAUAGAUUCCACCAGCCAUCGCUUGCCUUGGGUUUGGUUUCUCUCUUGCUGUGAGGUCAGAUCUUCAUCUUUUCCAUAGAUUACAGUGCGAUACCUGAGAGCUUUUAUGGCCAUGCACUGGUGGCCAACAUUACUAGUCCACAGGAAAGUCCAAAGCUGCUGAAACCCUUGCCCGACCCAGUGGAGUCCUGGCUACAGAUUCUCACCAGAUCCUGCAGACCUGGCUGGUAUCCUCCGUGGCCUCCAUGAAUAAAGAUACAAAGAAGUGGCUGGAUGACUUCUUCCAUGCCAUCUAACUGUCCUCUGAGGGACCAUGCAGUCAUCGAGUGCACUUACACCGCUGUUCAUCUGCACUUGCACUCAAGAGGAUGCGGCUAGGGCGGACCAAAGGGAGCAAGACCUGAGUAGAGAUGAGCAGCAGUGGUCGAUCCGAUCCCAAGGCAGGCGUGAGCGAGCGGAGGCGGGACAUAGCAUCUCGGUGGGAGCUGGUAAGAUGGUAUGUCCAGGAGGGGAGAUUCAAGAUGGAAUCACGCACACUGGCGGCCUUCCAGUGGAUCUACUCUCCACCCCAGCAUCGCAUCGCUGGCCGAUCAGAGAGGGAGCCUCCACACAGGGUUGACAAGUCCACCAUCAGUGCCCUGAGGUCCAGAAGGGACUCCGAGGGCAAGCUCACCGCCAUGUCCAGCACUACCAGCAGAGUGAGUUCCAGGAGAGCCGGCAUCCGGGCAGCUGCUGUGCUCAUUGGACUCCUGCAUAAGUCACGGAAACGGAGAGAGAGGGAGAAGGAAGCCAGAGAGCAGGAAGAACAGUGGAAGCAGGAGAUGCUGAACAUCUCCAAUGCACCCCUGGGAGAUUACCCUCCCUCCCCUCCUCGUACUGCCCCACCCACCAUGAAGUCAACAGAUUUCUUUGACGGACUGGAAAGGAUGGAGAACAACAUCACCCUCAACCCCAGGAUAGAGGAGGUCCUGGAGAAGGGUGAUCCUUACCCUCAGGUGAUCCUUCCCCAGUUUGGGGGCUACUGGAUAGAGGAUGCAGAAACCACAGUAUUCACUCCAACCUCCACCGACAGCAGCUUCUAUGAGGAUGAUGACAGCGACGGUGUGAGCCCUGGGGGUAGCAGGGGCUUCAAGCUAGAGGACAACAGUGCAGCGAGGGCCUAUCGCAAGCACUUUUUGGGCAGAGAGCACCUGAAUUUUUAUGGAACAGCCAGUACCCUGGGCAACCUGGUCCUCUCUCUGAAGCAUGAGGAGGCGGAGGGCCAGGAGCACCUGCGCAUCAUACUCAGGUCUAGGAUGAAGACACUCCAUGACAGAAUCUCUCUGGCAGGACUGACACAAUUGCCCAGCAUCCCUGAGAUUGCCAAGCUGCUGUGUGAUGAUGUAACAGGCCUAAAAUUUAGUCCAGUCCUGUAUCCUCGGGGUUCUCAGUUGAUUGUGAGCUAUGAUGAACAUGAAGUCAGCAACACUUUCAAGUUUGGUGUAGUUUACCAGAAGUUUCAUCAGAUUUCAGAAGAAGAGCUGUUUGGGAACAAUGAGGAGACACCUGCCUUCCAGGAGUUCCUAGAGCUUCUGGGAGACUGUAUUGAGCUCCAAGACUUCAAAGGCUUCCGAGGUGGUCUUGACGUCUCCCAUGGCCAAACAGGUUCACAUUCCGUCUACACGAUCUUCAAGGACAGGGAGAUCAUGUUUCAUGUCUCCACCAAGUUGCCCUUCACGGAAGGGGACACACAGCAGCUUCAGAGGAAGCGACACAUUGGAAAUGAUAUUGUGGCAGUCAUCUUCCAGGAAAAGGCCACACCUUUUGUCCCGGACAUGAUCGCUUCCAAUUUCCUUCAUGCUUACAUCCUAGUACAAGUGGAAAAUCCUGGCACAGAGCACAUUACAUACAAGGUAUCCGUCACUGCACGAGAGGAUGUCCCACCCUUUGGACCACCUCUCCCAAACCCAUCCAUUUUCAAGAAGGGCCCAGAGUUCCGGGAAUUCCUGCUCACCAAACUAAUCAACGCAGAGGUGGCCUGCUACAAGGCAGACCGCUUUGCUAAAUUGGAGGGGCGGACUCGGGCAGCACUUCUGGACAACCUUCACGAUGAACUGCACAAGCAGACGCAGGCAAUACUGGGGCUGGGGACAGGAUCUGGCUCAGAUGAUGACAAGAUGGAAAACGGGAGCCAUGGUGGCCUGCUUGAGUCCCUCAAGCGGGCAGUGCGAGUGCGGAGUCACUCCAUGGAGACAGUUGGUGUGUCGCAUCGUCACCGGAGCCCUGCAGGGGUCCCCGCAAGUCUGAGCGGGGGAGUACUCCCCCAGAACAGUACAGACUGCUCCAAGAGCACAGUCAUGGUGAGAAGACUGAAUAAGGGCCAGUGGACAUCCGAAGGAGACAGUACCCCUGGAGCAGCCAAGUCCCCAGUGAAGAGCCCAGUGAAGCGGCGAUCUGGAUUCUUCCGUCUUCACUCCUGCACAGAUGGACAGGCAGACAGGCAGUCACGCAGUGACUUAAAGAUGUCUGAAAGCAGCAGCCUUGCUCAGGAAGUAAAAUCAGAGACAUCAUCCAACCCGAGCUCACCAGAGAUCUACCCCAGCAAAGACGGGCUCUCUGUUAAGCUAAGGGACAGCAGCUGUGGCAGUGGUGGUCAGCACAACAUCUCCCGCUCCUCCUCCAGCACGAGCAGCUUCAGCAGUGCUGCUGGAGAAGGAGAGAUGCUGGAAGAGGUGGACAUGAACUGUCAGCCCUCUAUGGCUUAUCCGCCAGUGUAUAGCCCCUCCUUCAGUGUAGAGGGACAGACUUGUGGGACACCAGUUAUCAUGUGUCGCAGCCCCACAGAUGGAAAGAGCAGGACAUCCCCAUCCUCCAAGUGCAACCUGAAGUUCCGCUUUGACAAGCUGAACCCCUCCCCUGCAGUAAGUGGUGCUGUGGGUGGACAGCCUCUGCCCUUGUGUUUGGCACCAUGUAAUCUACUGUCUUCCUGUCAGGGACACUAGUGAGGGGAGGACAGGGGAACCAGCAGGAACACUGUGUGAAGACUCAGCAGGACAACUCUGUUGUGGUGGACAUGACAUAGAAGAGAAUGGAAAGAACUGAUAUUUACCCACUGUACAUCAUCACUAUGUUUAAAUUCUCUGGUCUGAAUCAGACUUGCUGAGGAAACUGAAACUGAGUCUCAAAACAAAAUGUGUAGCAAUGGACACAGGAAAGUGACUACACCACUAUUCAAGACAAAUCUGAAAUCAGUGUGGAGGGAAAUAGUACAGAAGAUAAGAAUGAAAAUGAGUUCCUGUUCUUUGUCAUUGUAGAAAACUGCCCCCACUGUAUGCCACUGCACAUAAUCAUAAAAACACACAAAUGCAGUUAUGUAAGUACUUGAGCAAUCACAACUAGACAUCACUGAAGUCCAGUUCAUCACAGAGAGGUGAAAACUCUCCACAUAUUCAAUGAAAAUGUGAAAAAGUGAAAGUGCUCUCAUUCAUUGGACCAGAAUUAGCCAACUCAGUGGCAGUCUGGAGUUGAGUCAUUUAGGUUACACUGCUCCAGAGGUAGCAGUCCCUCAGAGUGCAAUGGGCACUGAACACACUUGUUUUCUUUGCGGGACAAACAAAGUAGUGUGAUUCGCUGCAUAAACUGGGAUCCAAAGGCUGUAGUCGAAGCAUGCAUAUUUUACAAAGCUGUACCUCAGCUGACAUGGUUAAAGUCAAAGAUUUUUCUGAAACAUCCACCAUGUGACUGAUGGUCAAACCUGAAAAGCCAGUUAAUUAGCCAUAUAUAAUUUAAGUAACUUCUGAGAGAUAAAUGUAUUUUUUUAUAUAUUGAUAUGGGCUUUUUUAGUGUGAAGCCCCAUCAUACCUUCCCCAAGAAGAAUACAGCUGAAAAUAUUAAUUUAUCCAAUUUAUGAAAUUAAACUUUAUACAGACAAAAAGGACUAAGUAAAUCAAACAAAAUGUAGCUUUAAUAAACCACAUCGUAGGUACAACUCUGUAGGACACAAUGGCUGCAGCCUCCAGGUGGUGGAACCUUUGGCUCAAACUCCUGCUUCUUAGUGGAAUUAUAAGUGAUGCAAACCAUUCUGCUGACUGUGUUGGGCCUGAAAUAUUCUUCAAGAUCUAGAUACUUUAGAGAUGGAUAAAAGAAAAAAAAAUAUCUUUGUGUCUUAUAGUUUAUAGAGUUUCUGGGCCUGACUCCUAUAUUGAUAUUUUUUAAUAAUA
Messenger RNA from Scleropages formosus (Asian bonytongue), 5251 nucleotides. Its product is annotated as rap1 GTPase-activating protein 2-like. The transcript has 32 exons. The record is from RefSeq and is a predicted model, not a curated record. NCBI's taxonomy places the organism in Eukaryota, Metazoa, Chordata, Actinopteri, Osteoglossiformes, Osteoglossidae. Gene Ontology annotation, cellular component: cytoplasm; plasma membrane. Gene Ontology annotation, biological process: regulation of small GTPase mediated signal transduction. Gene Ontology annotation, molecular function: GTPase activator activity. The coding region runs from base 1463 to 4033 and encodes 856 amino acids.